Exophiala bonariae is the source of this 2697-nucleotide messenger RNA. RefSeq lists its product as uncharacterized. Gene Ontology annotation, molecular function: gamma-tubulin binding; microtubule minus-end binding. Lineage: Eukaryota; Fungi; Ascomycota; Eurotiomycetes; Chaetothyriales; Herpotrichiellaceae. The record is from RefSeq and is a predicted model, not a curated record. The coding region runs from base 1 to 2697 and encodes 898 amino acids. Gene Ontology annotation, cellular component: centrosome; equatorial microtubule organizing center; mitotic spindle pole body. The transcript is spliced from 2 exons. Gene Ontology annotation, biological process: meiotic cell cycle; spindle assembly; cytoplasmic microtubule organization.
AUGACAUCCAUACAUUACAGAAGCGGUUCGGCCACCGACCGUCGCAGUUCACAUCUUCCUAACGGCCCCUCUCGAGUCAGCUCGACCAGAGCCAGAGAUUAUGAGAGACCCUCAGUCCGCGACACUGCAUCACCUAGUGUCGCUGAUUCUCAUGCCGAGCAACCAGACAUUGCGCACAAACAUUCAAAGAGCGAGCCUCGAUUUAGUGGCGUAGAACGACGGAAAGAGAAGACUACCAUCACGACCACAGAUACGGUCUACACGAGACGUAGCCCGAAGAAAGAAGGACCCAAUGCCGAAAAUAAGCGGAGGAGUGUAGCGAGCCCUGUGCUGAAGCGUCAUGUUCAAGAGGAAGAGAUGGUACCAUGGAAUCCCUCCGUCUCCCUGAUGCCUCACUCGUCCGCGCCGCUUGCUGUUCGAAUCAAUGCUCCUCCUUUGUCCCGAGACGCUCCAACCGACCUUGACCCUGUACCCCUGGACAGCAUGACCAUGCAAGAACAAGAACGAGCCAUCCUCGAUGACCUGCUCUAUGUUUUCAUGGGUUAUGAGGGACAAUAUAUUCGUUUCCAUGAGAAAUACAACCCCAAUGAGGAGAAGGAUCGUCUUAAUGGGCCGUCUUUUCAUCCACUUCCAGGUUUGGAUCUGAGUCUCAAUGAUAUGACCAGUUCUAUGCUCUCAAUGGCUACACACUACUGUGCGAUCGAAGCAUUCAUUGAAGUUCAGAGCAGAGAAGAAUUUGGCUCCGUCAAUCAUGCCCUUUGUGCGGCCAUCAGGAAGCUCUUGAAAGAUUACCUCAUUCUAGUCGCACAGCUCGAGAUGAAAGUGUUGAGCGGUGCCGAUUUUACCCUUCAUCAAAUGCACAUAGCUAUCAUUCCGACCACCCACAGUUUGGCACACUUAUAUUCACUGGCACAGGACCUGUUGAAAAAGAACUCAUUACUAGAGGAGGAACUCGAUGACUCCAUCGAUGAUUUUGAUGCAGACAAUAUCAUCGAGCGCCUGAAGGAAGGAGGCGAUCUUCUUCCAGGCAGUCUGAGUAAACAGCGGUGUAUUGGAGGCAAUGUCUUGGGCCUGUUGACAGCUCGACUUUCGGCAUUUUCUGGUGAUCCUGCCGCAAGAGAAAUUCUCGAGAUGCUUCUGAGAGAAUCAAGUAGACCGUAUAUGGUCAUGUUGAAUGAAUGGCUGCAUCAUGGUGGUAUCAAAGACCCGCAUUCGGAAUUCUUGAUUGGAGAGAGAUCCAGCAUUAAGCGUGAACGCCUGGAUGAAGACUAUACUGAUGAAUACUGGGAUAAGCGAUACUACAUACGAGAAAAAGAAGUUCCGCCUCAACUUGAAGCAGUACGGGAGAAAGUACUUCUGGCUGGAAAAUAUCUCAACGUGGUCCGCGAAUGUGGGGGUGUGGACGUUGGUAGCAAGAUCAUCGACACCCCAGCAACAUUCGAUGAUCCACGAUUCCUUGACAACGUCAACAACGCCUAUUCUUUCGCCAAUAAAGACUUGCUUCAUUUGUUGUUAACAAGGAAUUCCCUCAGGAGCAGACUUCGUUCGAUGAAACAUUAUUUCUUUUUAGACAAGGCAGAAUUCUUUCUGUACUUCCUGGAAUUGAGCGAUUCCGAACUUCGUAAGAAAUAUCGGGACGUCAAUGUUGGAAAAUUGCAAUCCCUCUUCGAUUUGGUCUUGCAUCAACCCGGCAGCAUCGCCGUGAGCGAUCCAUUCAAAGAGGAUGUCAAGGUGAAGAUGAACUCUGUGGGCCUAACACAGUGGCUAGUCAAGGUUGUGAAUGUUCAAGGCAUCGAUGAGAAUAAUCCAGAAUCGGCCAUUGACCAGUAUAAAACCCCUGCACCUUCAUCUGCCCAGGAAAAGUUGAAGAAGGAGAAGAAGGAAGAUGAGGAAAAAGAAAUUGCUGGCCACGAGGCAUUGGAACUUGAUUAUACUGUUCCUUUCCCUUUGUCACUCAUCAUUAGCAGGAAGACUGUGGUGCGAUACCAGAUCAUAUUCAGAUAUACGUUGGCACUUCGUCACCUCGAGACGCUGCUAGUGGGCUGCUGGUCGACUCACAGCAAGGACAAAGCAUGGAUUCAUAAAUCCCAGGAUCGGAGGUUCGAGCUUUGGAAGCGUCGAGUCUGGACAUUGCGUUCCCGGAUGCUGGUGUUUGUACAGCAGAUGCUCUUCUUUGCUACUGCUGAAGUACUUGAACCAAAUUGGCAGAAACUCAUGGUCAAGGUUGAUGAUGCUGAGUGGGAUGACCAAGCGGCCGCGAAACCAGGACUCAAUCCCAAGACCAAGCCUACGGUCGACGAACUGAUGCAGGAUCACGUUGACAUGCUCGACACAUGUAUGAAGGAUAUGGGACUGACACAAGCCAAACUUCUCCGUCUCCAUGCAAAGCUAAUGACCGGUUGUGGUAUGUUUGCCGCCUAUGUUGAACACAUCACCAAGACUCUCUAUGAAGCCGAUUCAAGUAUGCAGCAAUCAUCUAGCAAGGGAAAAUCUGCAGCAGCUGCACCCACCGAUCCGGCGAGAAUGAAGCGCCUGGAGGAAUCAAUAAGAAAGUACGAAGAGCAUUUCAAUCGACAUCUGAAAAUUCUGAUUGAUGCGCUCAACUGGUUUGCCACCACGGAGACAGUCUCAUUGCUCAGUCUCUGUGGAAGAUUGACGAAUGCUGAAGUUCAGAAGCGGGAUGAUUUGUUCAUGUGA